AUGGCUUCGCCCUCAGCCACAGACUCUCCAGAAGAGGAGAGCACCGAUGUCCCCGAGGUGACGCAAGCAGAGACGAGAGUGGCCGUGUCGCGACUCCGGGUUAAGAACACAGCGCCCGGACCCGACGGAGUUCCUGGUCGAGCUCUCGUCCUGGCUCUGAAGGAGCUAGAGCCCCAGCUGAGAGGGCUCUUCACGGCAUGUCUCGAGCAGGGUCAGUUUCCCAGUGUGUGGAAGGAGGGGAGGCUGGUCCUGCUCAGGAAGGAGGGGCGCCCCGCGGACUCACCGUCCGCGUACCGGCCCAUAGUGCUGUUCGACGAGGCGGGCAAAUUUUUUGAGCGUAUCAUCGCAGAUCGCCUCGUCAGCCACUUGUGCAAAAAGGGGCCGGACCUGGAUGACAACCAGUUUGGUUUUCGUCGCGGGCGCUCCACCAUAGACGCUAUUACGCGCGUGAGAGCCCUGGCGGAGGAGACAGUAUCCCGGGGUGGGGUGGUGCUGGCGGUGUCCUUAGACAUCUCCAACGCUUUCAACACCCUACCCUGGAGUUGUAUUCAAGAGGCGCUGAAUUACCAUCGCGUGCCUCCCUACCUCCGCCGCACAAUAGGGGCCUACCUUGAGGACAGAUGCGUUACCUAUUGGGGACGUGACGGCGCUGGUCGGCGCGUCAUGUCGUGGGGUGUUCCGCAGGGAUCGGUCUUGGGACCGCUCCUGUGGAACAUCGGCUACGACUGGGUGCUGAGGUGA
Parnassius mnemosyne (clouded apollo) is the source of this 741-nucleotide messenger RNA. The record is from the annotation of a GenBank genome assembly. NCBI's taxonomy places the organism in Eukaryota, Metazoa, Arthropoda, Insecta, Lepidoptera, Papilionidae.